Messenger RNA from Alosa alosa (allis shad), 2091 nucleotides. It is a transcript of the gene kctd9b, whose product is annotated as potassium channel tetramerization domain containing 9b. The transcript has 12 exons. Gene Ontology annotation, biological process: protein homooligomerization. Gene Ontology annotation, molecular function: protein binding. The coding region runs from base 157 to 1392 and encodes 411 amino acids. The record is from RefSeq and is a predicted model, not a curated record. NCBI's taxonomy places the organism in Eukaryota, Metazoa, Chordata, Actinopteri, Clupeiformes, Clupeidae.
CCUUUUUGUGUUUUGUGCAGUUGCUGAGUGGGUGGUGACUAGUCUGGGCCUAAUGCGACUCCCAGUAGCAAAUAGUGCUAGCUUGCUAGGUAUUCUUGGACAACAUUAGUAUUAGGCGAUUUCAGGUUAUGAAUGGUAAACCUACGCCUUUAAUUAAUGUUAAAUGUGUCAGCUUGUGCCGACUCUUGUAGCCUAUUUAACACUGAAAAUCCACAAGUGAUGCGGAGAGUGACGCUCUUUGUAAAUGGAACUUCCAGCAAUGGCAAGGUUGUGGCUGUGUAUGGGACCUUAGUCGACCUACUGUCAGUGGCAAGCAGCAAACUUGGUAUCAAAGCUUCGAACAUUUAUAACGGGAAGGGAGGCCUCAUUGACGACAUAGCCCUAGUAAGGGAUGAUGAUGUCCUUUAUGUGUCAGAAGGAGAUAGUUUUGUUGAUCCACAAGAAGAUUGUGAGGAUCAUGGCGAUUUCCCCAUCCAGGCUCACACUGACUGGUUGACCCUGAAUGUUGGAGGACGUUGUUUCACCACCACAAGGAGCACUUUGGUAAGCAAGGAGCCAGACAGUAUGUUGGCUCAUAUGUUUCGAGACAAAGAUGUUUGGGGAAACAAACAAGAUGACCAAGGUGCAUACCUCAUUGAUCGCAGUCCAGACUACUUUGAGCCCAUUCUUAACUACCUCAGACACGGCCAGUUAAUUAUCAAUGAGGGGAUCAAUCUUCGGGGUGUGUUGGAGGAGGCGCGCUUUUUCGGAAUGGAAGAGCUUGCUGAGCAGCUGGAAGGCUUAAUAAAGAAUUCCCAGCCACCUGAUGAUCACUCGCCGAUCUCCCGCAAAGAGCUGGUGCGCUUCCUGCUGGCCACACCCACUAAAUCUGAGCUACGCUGUCAGGGUUUGAAUUUCAGUGGUGCAGACCUCUCCCGUCUUGAUCUGCGCUACAUAAAUUUCAAGAUGGCCAACCUCAGCCGCUGCAACCUCACACACUCCAACCUCUGUGGGGCCAACCUGGAGAGGGCAGACCUAUCCUACUCCAACCUAGAGGGUGCCAAUUUGCAGGGUGUGAAAAUGCUGUGCACCAAUGCAGAGGGUGCCACCUUGAAAGGCUGCAAUUUUGAGGAUCCAGCUGGGCUCAAGGCCAAUUUGGAAGGUGCCAACUUGAAAGGAGUUGACAUGGAGGGCAGUCAGAUGACUGGCAUCAAUCUCCGGGUGGCCACCCUGAAGAAUGCCAAGCUGAAGAACUGUAACCUACGAGGGGCCACACUUGCAGGGACAGACCUUGAGAACUGUGACCUGUCCGGCUGUGACCUUCAGGAGGCUAAUCUGCGGGGCUCCAACGUGAAGGGGGCCAUCUUUGAGGAGAUGCUGACUCCACUGCACAUGUCCCAGAGUGUCCGAUAGACAGUUUCCCUCCCCUCUCUCCACAGGCUCUCUCUCUCUCUCUCUCUCUCUCUCUCUCUCUCUCUCUCUCUCUCUCGAGCAGAGGUGAGUGAAGCUGGACAGUACACUGGGCUAGGCCGCUUAUUCAGAGCACUGACUGACUGUUACUCUGCUGUUCAUGUAAAGAUGUGCACAGUCUACUCCCAGAACAAACUUCUACUGAUUCUGCUUAAGAACUUGUCCUUGAUGACUUCGUUAUUGUCUCUCUAGUUUUUGCACUGAUCUGAAUGGUUAUGUCUAGAUUAUCAUUGCAUGUUGUCCUUCUCAGAUGCAAUCAGAAUACUGUACAUUUGUCCAUGGGGAAUUCUGAUCUCCAGAUAUUUCCACAAACAAAGGAGCUUGUGUCAUAAGCUUGUACCUGAAUGUGAAGUUGUAUUAUAUAUGCAGCUGUCUUUUCACUGUGUCCCGUGUUGAAAUAUUCAAAGCUUUUAUAAACAUCACUGCAGGAUUGUGAUAAUAGUGAAUAAUCAUGUGCUCUGUCUCUUUGGUAAUGAAUCAGCCUUUUUUGUGCAUUGUCUUGCUAUUUUAGUGUUCAGGUGUAUUAUAUUGUCUGUGUUUUUAUGUAGACAAACCAAAAAUGGGUAUAGGUGCAAACAUACUGUAUUUUGUACUUUAUUACAAUGAAUGUUUCAGAGAAAAAUAAAGGCACAUUUAAACAUA